AUCUGCAAAAGAAAAGAAGCCCAGAUUUACCUGAUGUAGUUUAAAGCCGUGCAGAGCUGACGUGCGAACUCGAAGUACACUUAACUCUUCGCUUCCGGAGGGGAGACUCAUUCGGACAUUCAUCUGAUCUCGAACACGACGCCACUUUGCUGCCUCACCGUGCAUGCCCUCUUCUUUCCUCCUCCUCCACCCAUCUCCUCCGUCUCUGCAAUUCCCUCACGCGUCGUCGCCGUCGCCUUCACAUCCCAAACUGAUUGCCUCCUCCUCCAAACCCUCACUCCUGGCGAUGAAGGAUCGGCCUCCUUCCUCGUACGGCUCCAUCUACGUCCCUCCCCACCACCGCCUCCGCUCCGCCAUCACCACCCCCAAUUACACCUCCACUACUUCAGUCGGCUCCAAGCUCCGCGACAACCAGACUGCUGCUGCUCUCAACCAGAGGAGCAGCACCAAUGGUGCUCUGGCGUACUACCAGACUCAGCAGCAGCAGUUUCAGAAGCCCAAGCUUCAGCACUCUUCUGCUUACGACGACGGCGUUUCCGAGGAAGGCUCCGAUCGCGAAGCUGAGUUGCCGUCGCAUCCGACACAGAGUCCUUACUCAUCUGAUAAUGAGUGGGAACGGAAAUUAACCAUGCUGUUACGUGACAAGGAGAAGCAAGAGUUGGUUACAAGGGAGAAAAAGGAUAGAUGCGACUUUGAGAAAAUAGCUGCUUUGGCAAGCAGAAUGGGGCUUUAUAGCCAUCUGUAUUCGAAAGUUGCUGUGUUUAGUAAGGUCCCACUGCCAAACUACAGAUUUGACCUGGAUGAUAGGCGCCCUCAGAGAGAGGUGACCUUGCCUCUUGGGUUGCUGAGGAGAGUUGAGGGAUAUCUUGGAGAGUUCCUUUCCCAGAAGUCUAGGACAAAGGAAGAUCUUUCCUUUUCUACAUCAAACAGUAGUGGCAGCAUUGCUACUGACGAAGGGCUUUUUGAGCAACCAGAAUCAUUUGCGUCAAGUAAGGGUGUGAUGGAAAAACUUCUUUGGCGGAGAAGUAUGCAGCUGCAUGAUAAGCAACAAGCUUGGCAGGAAUCUCCCGAAGGUAGAAAAAUGCUUGAACUUCGCAGAAGUCUUCCGGCCUAUAGAGAGAAGGAUGCAUUAUUGGCAGCAAUUUCACGAGAUCAGGUUGUUAUCAUAUCAGGUGAAACUGGCUGUGGCAAGACUACUCAAAUUCCACAAUUCAUUUUAGAAUCUGAGAUAGAAGCUGUUCGUGGAGCUGUUUGUAGUAUUAUAUGUACACAGCCUAGACGAAUAUCUGCUAUGUCUGUUUCUGAAAGAGUUGCUUCAGAGAGAGGGGAGAAAUUGGGUGACUCGGUUGGGUAUAAGGUUCGGUUAGAAGGUAUGAAGGGGAGGGACACUCACCUUCUCUUUUGCACCACUGGCAUUUUGUUGAGAAGAUUACUAGUUGAUAGAAAUUUGAAAGGUAUAUCUCAUGUGAUUGUGGAUGAAAUUCAUGAACGUGGAAUGAAUGAAGAUUUUCUGCUUAUUGUUCUCAAGGAUCUCCUUCCUCUGCGACCAGAACUUAGGCUGAUUUUGAUGAGUGCAACCCUAGAUUCUGAGCUUUUCUCAUCCUACUUUGGUAGAGCUCCGAUAAUUCAUGUUCCAGGUUUUACAUAUCCAGUUCGAACUCAUUUUCUGGAGGAUGUUCUGGAAAUUACGGGAUGCAAAUUAACGCCAUACAAUCAGAUUGAUGAUUAUGGUCAAGAAAAGAUGUGGAAAAUGAGCAAACAGGCGCCAAGAAAGAGGAAAAGCCAAAUUGCUUCUGUUGUUGAGGAUGCACUUAAAGCAGCCGAUUUUAAGGAGUAUAGUCCGGAGACUCGGGAGUCUCUAGCAUGUUGGAAUCCUGAUAGUAUCGGUUUUUAUCUCAUCGAGUAUCUCUUGUGCAAUAUCUGUGAGAGUGACAAGCCUGGUGCCAUUCUAGUUUUUAUGACUGGGUGGGAUGACAUCAAUUCUCUGAAGGAAAAGUUACAUGCCAAUCCUCUAUUAGGUGAUCCAAGCCAAGUCUUGUUACUAGCAUGCCAUGGUUCUAUGGCAAGUACUGAGCAGAGGUUAAUAUUUGAUGAGCCUGAGGAUGGAGUGAGGAAGAUAGUGCUGGCUACUAAUAUUGCUGAGACAAGCAUCACGAUUAAUGAUGUUGUUUUUGUACUUGAUUGUGGAAAGGCAAAAGAGACUUCAUAUGACGCACUGAAUAAUACUCCUUGUUUGCUUCCUUCCUGGAUUUCCAAGGUUUCUGCCCAACAAAGAAGAGGAAGAGCAGGACGUGUCCAGCCCGGGGAAUGUUAUCAUCUCUAUCCUAGAUGUGUGUAUGACGCAUUUGCAGAGUAUCAGUUACCGGAGAUUUUGAGGACACCUCUGCAGUCUCUCUGUCUGCAAAUAAAAAGUUUAAACCUCGGAAGCAUUUCUGAGUUCUUAUCUAGGGCUCUGCAGUCACCAGAGUUACUUGCGGUGCAAAACGCCAUAGAGUAUUUAAAGAUCACUGGGGCCUUGGAUGAGAAAGAGAAUCUGACUGUUUUAGGACGCUAUCUAACUAUGCUUCCUGUGGAGCCAAAACUUGGAAAGAUGCUCUUGCUAGGCGCCAUUUUCAACUGCCUGGAUCCAGUUUUGACUAUUGUUUCUGGGCUUAGUGUCAGAGAUCCUUUCCUAACACCAUUUGACAAGAAAGACCUUGCUGAGGCUGCAAAAUCUCAGUUUUCCCGAGAUAAUAGUGAUCACCUUGCACUUGUGCGGGCCUAUGAGGGCUGGAAGGUUGCUGAAAGAGACUUUGCUGGAUAUGACUAUUGCUGGAAGAAUUUUCUUUCAGCACAAUCGAUGAAAGCUAUUGAUUCCCUUAGGAAGGAGUUCUUCUCUUUGCUUAGGGAUACUGAUCUUGUUGAUGCCAACACCACCACUCAUAACGCAUGGAGUUAUGAUGAGCAUCUCGUCCGUGCAGUUAUUUGCUAUGGCCUGUAUCCUGGAAUCUGCUCUGUUGUGCACAAUGAGAAGUCAUUUUCACUGAAAACAAUGGAGGAUGGGCUGGUGCUGCUAUACUCGAACUCUGUCAAUGCUAGGGAUUCUAAAAUUCCAUAUCCAUGGCUGGUUUUCAAUGAGAAGAUAAAGGUGAACUCUGUUUUCCUACGGGAUUCAACAGCUGUGUCUGACUCAGUGCUCCUCCUAUUUGGUGGAAGUUUUUCGAAAGGGGAUACAGAUGGACACUUGAAAAUGCUGGGAGGAUAUUUGGAAUUCUUCAUGAAGCCUGCUGUAGCAGAAAUGUAUCAAUGCUUAAAAGGGGAACUUGACCAGUUAAUUCAAAUCAAACUACUGAACCCCAGGAUGGACACACAUAGUUACCAUGAACUUCUUUCUGCAAUGCGGUUGCUGCUUUCGGAGGAUCAAGGCGAAGGUAGAUUUGUAUUUGGCCGCCAGGUCCUUGCACUCUCAAAGUCAAAGCCAUCUGUGGUGGCAGCACAGCCAGCCUUAGUUUCAAGAACUGAAAGUGGACCUGGGGGUGACAAUUCUAAGAGUCAGCUCCAGACAUUGCUCACACGAGCAGGAUACAACGCACCUACCUACAAAACUAUGCAACUGAAGAAUAGCCAGUUCCGAGCUACAGUGGAGUUUAACGGAAUGCAAAUUAUGGGCCACCCGUGUAACAACAAGAAGAGUGCAGAAAAAGAUGCGGCAGCGGAGGCCAUUCAGUGGCUGGUGAGUGGAACACAAAUGGGCCAUGAGGACAUCAAACACAUGUCAAUGAUGUUAAAGAGAAGCAAAAAGGACCACAAUUAAAUAAACUAUUUGCCGAUUUUCCCUCUCGAAAAAGGACUCUAUGAGAGGGCGGUGAGCACAACUUGUGGUGCUUGCUUCGGAGAGACUUAGAAUCAAUGUGGUCGCAAUGUCCAACUUGCUACCUGCCGCAGAAAACAGUGAAGGUCGGGCAGCAUUAUCACCACAUAAAAGCCAGCAGAUCUGGCCUUGUAUCUACAUUUUUUUACACCCACAUUUGAUCAGACAUCACCAACAAUAGUUUCCGAGAUGCCAAACUUGUGGUUGGUUUUGGCUUGGUGGAUCAUCUGUCACGGGACACAAAGCUACAUCGAGCUAAAGUUGACGAGAUGGAAAUCGACAUGUUUUGGCCAUUUCAGUUGUUGCAUUUGGAUCAAGACACUGAUGAUGACCAAAAGAGCUUAUCAAAGACGGGUGCAAUUGUAGUUGAACAGUACUUAGAAAGCGUCAAGGGGAAAUAUACACAACGCAUUCACACAAGUAAAAAAAGUGAUUACGCACGCCAUCGCCGGAUCGGAUUUUCACUUUGCUGUAACAUAUUAUUCUUCUGGAUAGCUUGCCAAGGCUAAUGUACUGUAAUCGUAACUUUCUUUUCAUCCCUCUUGUUAAUAACCAGCUCCUUGUUAAAAAAAAAAAAAAAAAAAAAAAAUUCCAUAA
Molecule: messenger RNA, 4447 nt
Organism: Pyrus x bretschneideri (Chinese white pear)
Lineage: Eukaryota; Viridiplantae; Streptophyta; Magnoliopsida; Rosales; Rosaceae
Product: DExH-box ATP-dependent RNA helicase DExH5, mitochondrial
Exons: 19
Coding region: 164-3793 (1209 amino acids)
Cellular component (GO): intracellular anatomical structure; nucleus
Molecular function (GO): RNA binding; ATP binding
Source: RefSeq, a predicted model, not a curated record